This is a messenger RNA of Penicillium verhagenii, 1794 nucleotides long. RefSeq names its product type 2C protein phosphatase ptcF (gene ptcF). NCBI's taxonomy places the organism in Eukaryota, Fungi, Ascomycota, Eurotiomycetes, Eurotiales, Aspergillaceae. Bases 1 to 1794 code for a protein of 597 amino acids. The transcript has 3 exons. Gene Ontology annotation, molecular function: protein serine/threonine phosphatase activity. The record is from RefSeq and is a predicted model, not a curated record. Gene Ontology annotation, biological process: protein dephosphorylation.
AUGCGUCGGGCGAUCGUGCAAGCUUUGCGUACUGCUAGGCGCACCCCAGUAUGCAAAGUUGCCGGUAGACGGCCGAGUCCGCUCUCUUUCACCCACAACCAGGUACGAGGCCUACGGCCAUACUCCGGCGGUCGACGUCCAUCCUACACCCCAGUGGCUCUGCAGUCCUCCAUGCAUUUCCGCAAGUUUUCCCUCGCCGUGAUUUCGACAGCAGUCGCCUCCGGGGCAUGGUAUGCGUAUCAGGGUGACGGCGCUCAGUCAUUAGCAACACAGGUUCGAGGAUUUGCCUCCAGCGCAAUCGCAUCUGCCCACGCCGAGGGCCCUUCAAAUCCACCACGCCGAGGCUUGUUGGUCAAUAACGAGCAAUUCUACACCACGACGAUCUCCGAAGACCAACCGCUAUCGAAAACGACCGACGAUUCGGAACGGCGCAUGUUGAACAUGUUGACACCGGAACAAGCUACCGAGCAAUUGAGGAAGCACGAGGAAUCUUAUUUGGUCAAUCGUGGCAAGGGUGUCGUCCGAUACGAUAUUUCUCAGGUUCCCAGCAACUCGCCGAUCGAGGAUGACCAUGCCGAGUUGAUUGUUGAAGUGCCAUCCACAUUGGCAGCUAAUCAGAAUGGGGAAGCAAGCAGUGAUUGGUCUUUCUGGGCUGUAUUUGAUGGUCAUUCGGGCUGGACCACGUCUGCCAAGCUCCGCAACGUACUUAUCUCAUACGUUGCGAGGGAGCUUAACGCCACAUACAAGGCUGCCGCUACUGACCCUUCAAUCUUGACACCUUCGUCGGAGGCUAUUGAUGCUGCCAUCAAACAAGGAUUUGUUCGCCUCGACCACGAUAUUGUGAAUGAGAGUGUCGAAAAGGUCCUCAAGGCCAAGUCGAAGCGCAUGGCCGCAGAACUUCUUGCGCCUGCUCUUUCAGGAUCUUGUGCCCUGCUUAGCUUUUACGAUUCUCAAUCCAACAACCUCAAGGUUGCAGUUGCGGGCGACUCUCGUGCCGUUCUUGGUCGCCGUGGCUCCAGUGGGAAAUGGACUGCCACAGCGCUAUCUGAGGAUCUGACUGGCGGAACUCCCUCCGAAAUCAAGCGUUUGCAGGAAGAGCACCCCGGAGAGCCCUAUGUGACCCGCAACGGUCGGAUCUUGGGUCAGCUGGAACCUAGCCGUGCUUUCGGUGAUGCCGUAUACAAAUGGAGCAAAGAGAUCCAAGACAAGAUCAAGGGACAGUUCUUUGGCCGUACCCCCUCUCCGCACCUCAAGACACCCCCAUAUGUCACUGCCGAGCCUGUCAUUACCACCACUAAGAUUGAUCCUUCCAAGGGUGACUUUGUUGUCAUGGCCACCGAUGGCCUGUGGGAGAUGUUGAGCAACGAAGAAGUUGUGGGCUUGGUUGGUCAAUGGAUUGAGCAACAGCAGUCUGGUUCCUCCAACAAGGCUUGGCUCCAGGGCUGGUUUUCUUUCGGCGGCCAAAAGCACCUGCCUGUUGAGGCAGCUGGUGACGUCUCCACCGCUGGCCAGCGCCGCCCGAUUCGCCAGCAGCAGUACGACAUUUCCGGCGCAGACAGCCGAUUUGUGGUUGAGGAUAAGAACGCAGCCACCCAUCUUGUGCGCAAUGCCAUGGGAGGCAAGGAUAAGGAUAUGCUGUGCGCCUUGUUGACCCUACCCAGUCCUUACUCUCGUCGGUACCGUGACGAUGUCACCGUCGAGGUCAUCUUCUUCGGCCAGGGUCCUGACUCUCGUACCGUUGAACGCAACGAGGAAGCCAGUGCUGCUGAGAAGGCUCCCAAGUCUAAGCUCUAG